UCUCAUUCUCAUUCUCUGUACAGCCAACCACAGGGGAGCCCUUGUGCCAGGCAGCCACCUACAUUCGGUGUCUGGCUUUUGCAGACACUCUCUAUUCCCCUUGUGACUGGUACUGGUAUUGGUACCGGUACCUCCAACAUCGAAUGGAUAUGCCUCUUCCCGGCGGUGAGCAACUGACCAGCAGGAAGGACUGACCAACGGAGACCGGGAUCAAAACUCGGGCGUCAUCUUCCGCGAGCCAGGUUUGCUUCCAUUGCAAACUUGCGAUGCUUACAUCUCCGAACAGCCUCGAAAACCAGGCACCAGCAACCUUGAACCUGGUAGGUCCGCCUUUGCACGUGUGCUGGUAACACCAAGGUGCAACGAUAAGCCUAGCCUGUACGCAACCAACCCACACGCUGUCCAGCCUUAUUGACGAGAACGUCACAAGGCUCUGCCCCUACUUCGAUGAUCUCGUCUGGCUCCUGUCGUUCCCCAUGCGGCCAGUAUUCGCAUGUUCUUCAUCGGAUUCGACACGCAGACCAUGCGGUCGUGGAGAACAGCCCCGAUUGGCACUGCAGGCUGGCAUCGCGAUGACAAGAACCGUUUGAUACUACUCAGGAUUCCGGAGCAGAUCCCUCUUGAUCCUCCAUCAUCGUUUCCCUCGUCCACCCAUGAACACCAUCCGCAUGCCACCCUCGAAAUCCACGAGCACAAACCUUCCCAACCACCCACGUCCUCCAAGACUCCCAAUCUGACCACCCUCCCACCCGAAAUCAUCCACUGCAUCGCCGACAACCUUCAUCCCGUCGACCGCGUGUGUCUCGCCCUGACCUGCAAACCCCUCGCAUCAGCCAUCAUAUCCGCACCCCUACUCUGCCCAACAAGCUGGUCCCGCUUCUCCGACCAGCGGUACGACUGGCUCCUCCCUGAAUCAUACAGCUUGAUCUUGCGUCUCGCACACGGGUGGAUACCAAAGGACAAACUCCGGUACUGCUGGAAGUGCCACAAGAUCCUGCCGCGCAACGAAGAGUAUUUCCGCAAGAGGCUGGCCUGCAGGAAGAGUCCGAAAUGGAGCAUCAAGUUGGGCGUGUCCAAGACAAAAUGGGAGAACAUGGGCCGGAAAGAGAAAUAUACAUACCUAGUUGAGACGUGGUGCGAGUCGCCGCACGAGGACAGCAGCAGUCUGUACUGCGAUUUCUGUCGCGAUCGGACGCUAGAGCCGGGCUUCGGUGUCGGUGCAACGCUGCAACAUCCUGUACAGUGCCCGCUGUGUUUGGAAAGGGAGUUGACCUACGUCUGGCGCCCGCCGCGGAAACCCUGGAUCAGAGCGAAGGCGCUCAAAGUGCUCAAGAUUCUGUGGAGGCCGUUUGACCGUAUAGCGAUGUAUAUGCAUAUGUAUGUCACAGCUUUCAUCGUCCUUGGCGGACAGCUUGUGAAUGAUUUGUGCGAGAGAGCCUGGGAGUAUACAAGGGCGCUGAAGAUCUUCAAUCGCUGAUCCAAUAUACGAAAUAUGGACGGGUGUAGGAGCUGCUACUGCUCGGCGCCAUAUCGAUGACGAUGACGAUGAUGAUGAUGAUGGAAGAGAUGAGCGCUUUGCUGACAGUAUACGGCAUGGUAUUGAGCUAAUGCAUACAAACUCG
Exophiala xenobiotica is the source of this 1622-nucleotide messenger RNA. RefSeq lists its product as uncharacterized. Gene Ontology annotation, molecular function: protein binding. NCBI's taxonomy places the organism in Eukaryota, Fungi, Ascomycota, Eurotiomycetes, Chaetothyriales, Herpotrichiellaceae. Bases 494 to 1477 code for a protein of 327 amino acids. The record is from RefSeq and is a predicted model, not a curated record. The transcript has 2 exons.